UCUUAAACAUUCCAUAUACAACUUGAACAACUUGAACAACUUGCACCAUCUCCUUUCAGAUCGAUACUAUCAACAACACUUCCAACCAAAUACUUAGCCCAACAAAAUAUCAAAAUGCCUUCAGUAAUUGUCUUCGGUGCCUCUGGCUUCGUAGGUGCUCCUUACACAAAAGCCCUCAAGCAGGCCCAUCCAGACUGGUCCAUCACAGCCUACGUCCGCAGCCCCCAAUCCGAGUCGCAACUCAACGCAGACCGUGUCAUCGUCGGCGACUUCUCCGACUUUGAAAAAGUCAAGGCCGCCAGCGCAGAGCACGACAUCGCCGUCAACGCUGGAAACUCCUUUACCGCUGAUCCAGUCGCUGCUAUUAUCGCUGGUCAAAAGUCUCGCGAUACCAAGGGUAAAGUGAUCCAUAUCAGCGGCGGGGGAAACUUUAUCGACUUUGGAACUUCGGGAAGCUUUAACCCUGAGAGUAAGGUCUGGAACGACGCGAAUGAGGAUGAUAUCAAGGCUAUCCAUAAGGAGAUGUUCAAUGGACAGUCUGAUACGCUUGUUCUUGAGGCUGGGAAUGGGGAUGAUGGCAUUGACACUUACAUCGUUUGUCCUUCAGUUGUCUAUGGUGGCGCGAGUAUUUCGUCGCCUAUUUUGGGCGUGGGAUAUAAGCUUAUUACUGGAAACGCCAAGCCUCUGGGCUACGUUCCCUACGUCGGCGACGGAACAGCCGUUUUGAGCACAUGCCACAUUCUAGACCUCGUCGACUUCCUCGUCAAGAUCUCCGACAUUGCAGCCCAAGGCCCCGCAGAGGGCUCUCCAUACAGCCGCUUCUAUAUGCUGGAAACUAGCCGAGUUGCAUGGAAGGAUCUGGCUACUGAGCUUGCCAAGAUGAUGCAUGCGCGAGGUAUCUUCUCAAACCCUGCGCCCAAGAGUGUUGAGUUUGAACAGGCUGGUGAGGGAGAAGUCAAGUAUCUUGUUGGCUCGAACAUGCUCAUGAAGGGCGAUCGCGCAUCUGCGAUUGGAUUCAAGGCGAAACAUCCUAGUAUUCUGACACAGAUUCAUGAGGAUCUGAAGGAAUUGCCUAUCUAAGCCACCUGCUCUAUGUUGGCGACUCGCGACUCUAAUGAUUUGAUUGUCGUGUAUCGAUAGUUAUCCUCCAUUGAAUAGAUCUUUUUUUGCAUCACCGGACUGAGU
Messenger RNA from Fusarium verticillioides 7600, 1185 nucleotides. RefSeq lists its product as hypothetical. Lineage: Eukaryota; Fungi; Ascomycota; Sordariomycetes; Hypocreales; Nectriaceae. The record is from RefSeq and is a predicted model, not a curated record. The coding region runs from base 115 to 1080 and encodes 321 amino acids. The transcript is spliced from 3 exons.